Molecule: messenger RNA, 1786 nt
Organism: Neurospora hispaniola
Lineage: Eukaryota; Fungi; Ascomycota; Sordariomycetes; Sordariales; Sordariaceae
Product: DHS-like NAD/FAD-binding domain-containing protein
Exons: 2
Coding region: 488-1786 (432 amino acids)
Cellular component (GO): nucleus
Molecular function (GO): NAD+ binding
Source: RefSeq, a predicted model, not a curated record
CAUUGAGGUGUUAUGAAGACAAGAGCUUCCAGCCACCCCACCAAGCAAGGGGCGGGACAAGAUCCCGUAAUGGUGUAGUCUAGUGUGAGCAAAGCUAGAACAAUGGGAACACAGGAUAUUCACACCUCCUCAAUGGAGUGUUACAAAAAGAAACCUGUCUGGAAAGCUUCACUAGUCAUUCUAUCGAGGUCAAGUUGAUUCGUUAUAUGUCAAUGACCAUCUUUUUCUUCGAAAGGGGCAAGUAAACAAUUGUUCUUUGUUCCGCAGCUCAUGCAGAUGCCAAGGUGGCCCAAGCUUUCGGAUCUUCGGUGACGACACUGACUCGAUCUCACCGAGUGCCACUAUGAUUCUGCAUCUGGACUGAGACAAACUUCACAACAACCAACAUGGAAAUUUGGCAUUGUAGGUAGCGGCGUAUGCCGCCUCGUGAUCCCCAACAACAAAUACUGCCACCCAACAGACCCGAAUCAUACAGCAGCACAUCAAAAUGUCCACCCUUGCGACAACAGCAGCCGGCACCCUCCGAAUGCGGAUUCCCUACCGAGAGCUGCCUCCCCCGACCACCAUCAUACCUGCCACCGCCACGACCCUGCCCGGCGCCGUGGCUGCUCUCAAGUCAUUCCUCACCACCCCUCCGCCGUCCGGUUUACCCAAUCGAACUGUCAUCCUCACCGGUGCCGGCCUUUCCGUGGCCAGCGGCUUAGCCGACUACCGUGGCGUCAACGGCACCUACCGGGUCAACAAGGACUACAAGCCGAUUUUCCACCACGAGUUCCUCGCCAGCCACGAGACGCGACAGCGAUACUGGGCACGAAGCUACAUCGGAUGGAGGGGUCUGGGACGGGCCGGCCCGAACCCGGGCCACUACGCGAUCCGGGACCUUGGGAAUCUACUCACCGAGCGCUACAGCGGUGACCGAAACAACAAAAGCAUUACGGGUGUAAUCACACAGAAUGUCGAUUCCUUCCACAAAAUGAGCCAUCCCGAUAUACAAACCGUCGAAUUGCACGGAACUCUAGCCUCGGUUGUUUGUACAUCGUGCCGGAACCAAUUUCCUCGAGACGAGUAUCAGACCACACUGGCCAGGCUCAACCCGAUUUGGGCUGAUUUCCUUCGCGAGGCGCUGGCAUCGGGAGCCCUGGAGACGGAGGACAUUGAAGAACGGAACAAAAAGGGUAUCAAGAUGAACCCAGAUGGUGAUGUGGACCUAGCCGAGGCACCUUACACCACGUUUCGUUACCCAGCAUGUCCGUCAUGUUUGAAGGAGCCGCCACGUCUUGCGGAUGGCACCAAGACAUGGGUAGAAAUCGACAAAGAUGGUGCAUGGAUACCGUCCAGUACUGCGGGAGUUUUGAAGCCGGCAGUAAUCAUGUUUGGAGAGAGUAUAAGCGCCGAGGUCAAGGGCGAGGCGGAAAAGGCCAUUGACAAUGCCGGACGAAUGCUCAUCCUGGGCACCUCUCUCGCGACCUACUCGGCCUGGCGGCUGGCACAGCGAGCGAAGCUCCGAGGAAUGCCUAUAGCCAUUGUGAGCAUCGGUGGUGUGAGGCGCGAAGAGAUGUUCUUUGAAGAUCUAGACCCUAAGAUGGCCGGUCCUCAUGGGGUUAGAGUGGAGAUGGCUACUGAACAGCUGUUGCCGGCGCUCGUGGAGGAGCUCAAGACCUCCUUCUCCGGAUCGCCAGUGCCCAACACCUUCUCAACAUCCACCUCUUCACCCUUCUGUAUCCUCUCGACCACCUCACGCAAGGUAUUGAUCCUGACAUCGGCCUGGCGCGAAAAGGCCGCAUAG